AUGUCAUCCAAUAACCACAAGCCCCUCCCGCGGGUCAUCUGCCUUCACGGCGCCGGGUCGUCGGGCGCCAUUCUCCAAGCCCAAGGCCGCAAGAUCUUUCGAGUUCUGUCUGAAAAUUUCCAAUUCAUAUUUUUAGAUGCCCCUUUCCCAUCAUCGCCAGGUCCAGGAAUGCUUCCUGUGUUCAAAGACUCGGGUCCCUUCUACCGUUGGCAAUGUGAUGAGUCUGCUGCGAAGAACUUCGACAUAACCCGAGAUGAAGUCCAUCAGGAAAGAAAUAAGGUUAAGGAAUACUUGGUGGAGAAUUUACUCCACUACCAUGAGCCGGGGCGUGGAGCGCCAGUUGUCGGAUUGUUUGCGUUCUCUCAAGGCGCUCGGGUUGCUACCGGAUUAUUAAAUUACGUCGAGGAACGAAGGCGGCACGGUAUGGACGUCCUGACAGAAGAAUUUCCGCAUUUCAGAUUUGCUAUCAUCAAUUGUGCUACGUACCCACCUCUUUUCUUGGAAGACAAGAGUAGCUGGACCCAAGCAGAGCAUGACAUAUCAUCGGCAGGGAAGGCCAUGGUAGGAUGUCCUUCACUGCAUCUCCAUGGAUCUUACGAUCCGUGGCGCCCUGAGUCUGAAGGUCUACUGGAAGACUUCUAUGAUACCAGAUUAUCCACGAAAAUCGAGUUCAAAGGAGGGCAUGCAGUCCCCAUCAGGGAUGAAGAUACCAAGGAGAUUGUGGCAACUUUUUAUCAGUUGGCUCGUGGUAUUGAAACCUUAGGAUUGGAUUAA
Diaporthe amygdali is the source of this 774-nucleotide messenger RNA. RefSeq names its product oxidoreductase. The record is from RefSeq and is a predicted model, not a curated record. Gene Ontology annotation, cellular component: nucleus; cytoplasm. Gene Ontology annotation, biological process: secondary metabolite biosynthetic process. Bases 1 to 774 code for a protein of 257 amino acids. The transcript has a single exon. Lineage: Eukaryota; Fungi; Ascomycota; Sordariomycetes; Diaporthales; Diaporthaceae.